Physella acuta is the source of this 1121-nucleotide messenger RNA. Its product is annotated as small ribosomal subunit protein RACK1. Lineage: Eukaryota; Metazoa; Mollusca; Gastropoda; Physidae. The record is from RefSeq and is a predicted model, not a curated record. Gene Ontology annotation, molecular function: ribosome binding; protein binding; translation regulator activity.
CGCACCGAAGCAUCCUUUUCCGGUGUAGAUAUACCGUGUAAUGGAUGAGGAAUAAAUUGGCCUCUACAUAUCCAUAUAAAUCGUGGUAAAACUAGAAGAAUUUAAGAAUGUCGCAAGAACAGAUGACUUUGAGAGGCACCCUCCAAGGCCACGGUGGAUGGGUUACCCAGAUUGCUACCAAUCCUCAAUAUCCAGAUACUAUUUUGUCAGCAUCAAGAGAUAAAAGUCUCAUUCUGUGGAAACUUACAAGAGAUGAAACUAACUAUGGUGUUCCUUACAAAUCUCUUCAUGGUCAUGGACACUUUGUCAGUGAUGUUGUUUUGUCAUCUGAUGGUCAGUUUGCUCUGUCCUCUUCAUGGGAUAAAACUCUGCGCCUUUGGGAUCUAGUCGAAGGUAAGACCACCCGCCGUUUUGUUGGACAUGAGAAAGAUGUUUUGAGUGUAGCAUUUUCUGCUGACAACAGACAGAUUGUGUCAGCUUCUCGUGAUAAAAGCAUUAAGCUGUGGAAUACCCUUGGUGUCUGCAAGUACACUGUGCAGGAAGACACCCACAAAGACUGGGUCUCAUGUGUCAGAUUCUCUCCCAAUGCUUCAAACCCAAUCAUUGUCUCAUGUGGCUGGGAUAAAGUAGUUAAGGUGUGGAACUUGACUAACUGCAAGCUGAAGACCAACCACUAUGGUCACACUCAGUUCUUGAACUGUGUGACUGUGUCUCCUGAUGGCUCUCUCUGUGCUUCUGGUGGCAAGGAUGGCCAAGCUAUGUUGUGGGAUUUGAAUGAGGGCAAACAUCUGUACACUUUGGAUGGUGGUGAUUGUAUCAAUGCUAUGUGCUUUUCACCUAAUCGUUAUUGGCUAUGUGCUGCUACUGGGCCAAGUAUCAAGAUUUGGGAUCUGGAAGGCAAAGUGAUUGUUGAUGAGCUGAAGCCAGAUGUUAUGGCAGCAGGUGCUGGUCGUGAACCUCCUCAGUGUCUGUCUCUGGCCUGGUCAUCUGAUGGACAAACUCUGUUUGCUGGAUACAGUGACAAACUAAUUAGAGUAUGGCAAGUGUCCAUGGCUGCUAGAUAAAUGCAGUUUCCAGAAUUGGUUUAUCGAUUUAACAAUAAAGAUUAUUGUAAGCUUUAA